Molecule: messenger RNA, 2981 nt
Organism: Papaver somniferum (opium poppy)
Lineage: Eukaryota; Viridiplantae; Streptophyta; Magnoliopsida; Ranunculales; Papaveraceae
Exons: 2
Coding region: 1867-2478 (203 amino acids)
Source: RefSeq, a predicted model, not a curated record
UAGAAGUCUAUAUUAGCCUGUAUCUAAUAAAUGGAAACUAAGUCACUAAUCAAGCCAAUACAGAGAUUUGAAGAACACAAGAAGAUAAGACGUCUGAGAUUAGAGAAAACCAAACGUAAAGAGAUUUAAUGACAUUAAAAGAGAGGAGAAACUCGAGGAUUACAUUGUACUAUAAAAUUCACUUUCCCAUAUCAAUACAACACCACAUAUCAAAAUCAGAAGAGAGAACAGAAAAAGUAAAAGAUUUUUUAGAAAAUGGCUUGUAACCACUUUAGAAUUCCAUUAGGGGUAACAGUUUCUUCUACUAAGGUGGUUCGCUGUCAGGAGGGAAUACUCCACCGCAUGCAAUACUAUCGGUGCAACGUUGUAAUCGAGAAGCAUUCAUGUAUCCAGCACAAGCUCAGCGAUUGGAUUUAUGCAAUCUGAUCCGGGAAGAGAAAGAAAGACUAGGGAAGCAAGCUAUUAAGGAUCUCCACACUAGGCUAGCCACCGGUGUUCCGGUGACUGCUAAUUAUUUUCUAACAGAGUAUCCUCCCGGAAUGGACUAUGCCUAUGCGCAUGAGAAAUUUGCAAUAUACCAGCAGGAGCGAAAUGGCGGACUAAUAGAAGUGGAUGAUUCACAAGAAGAAGAAUAAGGAGAAGAGACUGGAUUAGAAGAAGCUUCUCAUGAUCUAUCAUUUUAGUUUAUUUUUUCGUUCAAGUUUCCUUAGUAUCUAGUUUGUUUUAAUUUCAAGGUUACUAGUUGUUAAUGUAGUCUGUGUUUCAAAAUCUAAUGAAUAUGGAUAUCCUUUUACUUGUUUCGUAAAAUAACAUGACAGUCAGCAGAAUCAAAUUUUUAACUUUAUCAAAUGGUAUAAGCCUACUUAAUCAAAUCACAAAUACAGACUACCUUGUAAAAUUUAUGCAUAAAUUCAUCUAACAAUGAUGAGGAAGAAAUAAGAACAAAGACACAGGAGCUAAUAGCAGCAAGUAUAGGAGUUAAAAGAUAAGCAGACAAUAAGUGAACCACAAAGUAUAUGAAACAUGAAAGAAGAUUAUGCAAGGAUGAAUGAAUUAGGACAGAGAUGUAUGGUAUGAAUGCAAUAAGGGGAUCCCAUAUUUUCAGGCUUCAGGGUUGAGCAGAAUCAGAAUUAACAAUUGAUGUUAUUUUAUCCCAUUUCUUGAUCCCCAUCUGGCUUUGGACGAAAUCCAGAUGGGGGAAUUACCCAGCGUUCAUGACAGUUGAGGAGGAAUAACAAAGAAGAAAGGAAGAGAAGAUGAAGAAACAUAGUCGUUGGGGGAGGAGAGAGGGCAGAACAAGAAAUAAUAUUCUAUAUUUGUACGUUUCUCUCACCAAAAAAAAAAAAGUUCUUUUGUAUUAUUGUUCUCUCUCUUCUGUAUUAUUAUUCUCUCUCUUGUGAAGAACAAGAAAUUAGCUAAACAAGGAGUAAAGAUGCGUAUAACUGAAAUCGAAGAAGAAAAUUCAAAUGUUAAAAAUAAGGUUAGUGAUUCCUAUACAAAAACUAAAAAAAAAAUAUGAUCAGCUACUCUAAAAAUUUCUUUGAGGUGGAUCAGAUAUGGUUUUGGGGUUUUUUGGAUUUGAUGUUUUUUGUUUUGUUUUGAUCAGAGGGAUUUGAUGUUAAUGAAAUAUAUUGGGUAUAAAAACUAAUGCUUUCUAUUGAUAUAAAAAUAUUUGUGGAAAACAGUCAUGCCUAGGACUUGUUUGCAAAUGACUGCGAGGUUUCUUGCAGUUGUCGGAGGUUCGAGUUUAAGGGGAUUCUCUGUAAACAUGCACUUAAUAUAUUAAUCCUUCAUGGGAUUGACUUGAUACCUGACAAGUACAUAAAAAGAAGAUGGAGGAUAGAUGUGAAGAGGUCCCAUUCAAGUAUGAGAACUAAUGUAGGGGUUUGGAAAAAUACCGUUGAGCGUGAUCGUUACAACAUCUUGAACAUUCUUUUUAGUGAGGUUGCAGAGAGAGCAGUAAACUCGGAACAUGAUUUCAAUGAUAUUAAGUUAUUGUUAGACAUGAAAUUGGAGAUGCUAAAGAAGUCUGAGAUUGAACCAAAGAGUCCUUCCACUAGUGAGUGUAAUGAAAGGGAAGAGAAAUAUUCUCCUGAAGCCUUUGUGGAUGUUGUAAUAGAUGAUUGUAUACUCGAUCCAAAAUAUAUAAAGCGUCCAGGCCGACCACGAAGUAACACAUAUAAAAACACAUGGAAACAUAGCAAGAAGACAACUUGCAAUGAUGUGAAUACAUGUAAUGAAGAUGUACCUGUAGCUAUUGAUGUGUCUGCACCACCAACUAAAAAAAGAGGCAGACCACCAUGCAGCAAAAAUAAAGAAAAAAAAACUACCAACUCGAGAGGAGACGGAAGUGUGCAGGUUGUGUCGCAACAAGAAUCUAGUGGAUUACUAGCACAGCCGGCUCAUAUGUAUCCACCAAAUGGACUACCAAGAGAUCGUAUGUAUCAAGCUAAUGGAGUAGCACAACAAGUGCAUUGAGCAUAUGUACCAUCCUUGGAAAUUCUAUCCGCAUCCGCAUCCACAUCCACUCCCUCAUUACGGAGGACUGCUAAAUGAUGUGAGUUAUUUUCACGUGCAAGGGUCAGCACCAACUUUCCCACACGCAACGCUUAAUAUGCAGAUGUUUGGAGGGUAAGCAGAAAAAAAAAGAAUCAUCCAAAAACUAUGAAGUCGCGUAUAUUUUGGUAACCAUGCAGCUCGAGCGUGUUCUGUAAUUAUGAAAAUUGCUUUGCUGCAUACGUCGCUUAAUAUUUUGGUAUAUAUGUAUGUGUGUACAUACAAAUACAUUUUAAUGCUUUUCAGCUUCUCGGCAAUGUUGUCUGUGCUUACAAUUGUCAUUUUAGAUCUGCAAAUGAUAGCAUCGGUGUUUAAAAGAUCUAAAGGUUUGAUUAAUCCCCAUUUUUCUGUGAUUCGUUUGAAAUUCAGUGUCACCGGGGUGAAUUUUAGACAUAAAAUUCAGUUGGAUGUGCUUGUUCAUAAGG